Messenger RNA from Rhinichthys klamathensis goyatoka, 1789 nucleotides. RefSeq names its product WD repeat, sterile alpha motif and U-box domain containing 1 (gene wdsub1). Lineage: Eukaryota; Metazoa; Chordata; Actinopteri; Cypriniformes; Leuciscidae. The coding region runs from base 83 to 1546 and encodes 487 amino acids. The transcript has 13 exons. The record is from RefSeq and is a predicted model, not a curated record. Gene Ontology annotation, molecular function: protein binding; ubiquitin-protein transferase activity. Gene Ontology annotation, biological process: protein ubiquitination.
UAAACAAAAACCACGUGGUUUGAAAGUGACGUGACAGAACCAGGAAGUGUGCGCAGAAGGGACACGACAACAAUACAUAAACAUGGUGUCUCUGAUCUGCACCUUACAAAGUCAUCGAGAUGAUGUGAACUGCUGUGCUUUCUCCGGCUCACUGCUGGCCACCUGCUCCGCGGACAAAAGCGUGUGUGUUUACUCCAGCCGAGACUUCAGCGAGCUGCCCUUCUCCCCGCUGACCGGGCACGGCUACGGAGUCCAUUGCUGCUGCUUCAGCGCCUGCGGUCAAUACCUGGCCUCCUGCUCCACCGAUGCCACCACCGUGGUGUGGUCGAUGGACACCGGAGAGAUCGAGGCCAUCCUGGAGCAUCCGGGCCGGAGUCCGGUGAGGGUGUGCGCCUUCUCUCCAGAUUCAUCUUACCUGGUGUCAGGAGGGUCCGAUGGGACCAUCGCACUGUGGGAAUUUACCUCCAGGACACUGCGCAGGACUGGUGCGGUGACUGACACCAGUAUAGUGGCCUGCUCUUUCACUCCCUGCGGUCAGCUGUUUGUCACCGGCUCCACAUAUGGUGACCUGCGACUGUGGGACCUGGAUAUGAACCAUCUCCAUGCGGAGAAGAACGCCCAUGACCUCGGGGUCUCCUGCUGUCAGUUUGCUCCUCAGAUAAUGAAGGGCACAGAUGGCUGUGUUCAGUUUCAUCUGGCCUCAUGUGGACAGGACAGUCUGUUGAAGAUAUGGAUUGUUUCUCUUUUGUCUGCUGCAGGCAUUAAGAUGCAGCUCGCUCACACUCUGGCGGGUCAGUCUGCUCCGGUUCUGUCCUGUGCUUACUCUGCUGAUGGACAGAUGUUGGUGUCAGGAUCGGUGGAUAAGACCGUGACUGUGUAUCAAGCUAACCAAGGCAUCUUACUUUACACACUUAACCAGCAUGACAGGUAUGUGACGGCCUGUGCCUUUUCCCCCACGGCCCCUCUCAUCGCCACCGGCUCCAUGGACAAAAGCGUUAAUAUCUGGAAGGUAGAGGAUGGCAGCAGUGCUCAGGGCAAAUCUUUUCCUGAUGAAGCUGCUUCAGUUUCCAGCAGUGAAGGAAGGAAGUCAUGUGGACACUCCAGACUGAUGGUGAGCGAGUGGUCUGAGGAAGAUGUGUUGGCAUGGUUACGUGAGGAGGGGCUGGAGGCCGCGAUCGACGUGUUUAAAUCCAAUAACAUCGAUGGAGAGGAGCUGCUCUCUCUCACCAAGGAAACCCUCAGCUCUGAGCUGCACAUUGAGUCUCUGGGCCUGCGGAGUAAAGUCAUGAAGAAGAUCGAGGAUUUGAAGAUGGCACCCGUCUCUAACGGCACUCCCGACGAGUACCUCUGUCCAAUCACACGUGAGAUCAUGAAGGACCCAGUGAUCGCUGCUGAUGGCUACUCAUAUGAACGGGAGGCCAUUGAAAGCUGGAUCAGCACGAAGAGCCGUACCAGUCCUAUGACCAACCUGCCCCUGCAGACCACCCUGCUGACACCCAACCGCACUCUGAAAAUGGCCAUUUUCCGAUGGACCACUUGUCAGUGAGCUCUGAUAAUACUGACCCUAGAUCAAGUCAGGCGAGUGAGACUUCACUGUGUGUGAAUACAUGUAGGUUAAGUGCAAAUGAAUGCAUAAACUAAGAUACCAGGCUAAUAAUCGGGUUUUUGUAUGCUAUGCUGGUACAUAAGCAAACUAAUACAGACAUUAGUCAUUAUAAUGUAGUUCAAACAGCUUUAUCAUAACAUUAUUUUGUUAGAAUUGUAAUCAGGGGCUAAAGAGAGUACCUAU